AAAUACGCGUUUUGGUCUUAAUUUAAGGUUGGACCAUUAGAUCAGCAGUGUGGUUCGGUUUAAAAUCCGUUUAUAAGAAGAUGAAUUGUAGAAAUAUCCGGGCAAGCUUGCUAGCCCCAAAAUGUGUACAACUUCAAAGUUGCUCAACUGUUGCACAGGGGAUCAACUACUGCAUUUGAAGACACUGCCACCUGCUGACAUGUGCCUCAAAUGUGAUUAUCAAAGAGUCCUCAACAGCCAUUUGAGGUAGAUAGCUACAUAGAUUUGAUUUGACAGUUAUAAAUUACACCCAGGGGGAAGAUACCACCAGUCCGGUCCCUUACACGCCUUUCUUGUGACGUGUUAUGCGCGGCCAUAAAACGGUGACCUAUUGUGACGUAACCAAGCAUCAAUACGCUACAUGAACUGUGUUCAGUUUUGAUAUCAACAGUACAAUCUCUUUCUUCAAUCAGCUUGUUUCAGCUAAUCUUUUGCCGCAUAGUCUGCCCUAGCUGACGCUGUGCAGAGAAUACUACGAUUGGAAACGGUUGGUUAGACCCGUUCGCACUGCACAAGAAAACAAGAUGGAUCGUAGUGAUGAGAGAAUCAAAAGAGCUUUAAGGCGCCGCCCUUAUGUGUUGAAUCCAGUGAGGGUGAACUCCCCUGAUUCUGUGAUGUGGCCAACCGGUAAGGUGCACAGAAGACCAAGGCCUUCUACUUCAGCGCAGACCCCUCAGAUCCACAAAAGGCCUCCAAUCAUUGAGAACUGUGGGCAGGAACAGACAUCUGGGGAUGGACGGGACAUGAAUCCAGAGCCUCUCAGCCAGUCUGGAAGGGUGACUCGGCUGAUGGAGAGAAAUUAUGAUGGGGUGAUCUCAUCCUCCAACUCUGAUGACAUCUCUAUCUACUCCUUCACUGACUGUGAAUCUGAGUCUGAUGAGGAUCAUGAAAGGAGGACACCACCGCUGAUAGUGAAGGAUAAGGAGGAUGGAAAGGUGACAAAGUUUGAAGUGAGGGAAAUGGUAGAGGACGACAAUCUGUCUCUCCACUCCUUGGAUGAUUCAGACUUUCUGAUUAUUGUGGCCAAGCCCAACAUCCUUCUCCCUCCCUCUGUGAGUGCCCUGAAGAAGGCAUCACGCCUGAUGGAGUUGGUCCCUACUGUCCGGCCCUGCAGGGAGCAGCUGGACAAGAAGACACAGUGGACCAACACCAACGAGGAGAGCCUGAGGAGGAUUAAAAAAAAACUGGCCUCCAUAGAGCUCGACCUGGAGGAAGGCCUGAACAAGGUCAACGACGGUCAGGACAUCAACCAAGAGAGGCAGAAGAAUGAGGGAUGCUUCAGAGCCUGGAUUGAGAAGUGGAUGGGGAGGAGGAAGGAGGAAAGACUGAGGGAUGAAGAUGUGAAUAGGGAAGACAAAGGGAGGAUGGGCGAGGAAGUGAGGGCACUGAUCCAAGUGAUGAAGAGAAACUGCAGUGAAAGUGAUCUUGAGGCAGUAAACCUGGACAGUUGGCUGAAUGACUUGGAAAGGUUGAAAGUGGCCUUCAAGAAAUGCACUGGAGAGAUGGCCGAAAUGAGCCCAGGGAAAGUCUCUGGUCCUGUGUCUGGCCUCUCUCCUCUUGUGACCUCAGCACCCCGGACCCUGGCUGAAGCCCUACAAGCCCUGCCCUCUGCUGUGGCCCGUCCCUCCCAAAAGGAUGUCCCAAAGCCUCCGACACCUCUAAGCCCUGUCUCUGUCAUUGUUGCUUCGCCUGCUGUGGAGUACUUACCAUACCACCGCAGCCCUCGCCUGGCCCCAAUCACCAACCUGAGUGAGAACGGCAGGAAGCUGCUCCAGAAAAUGUCAGGAGGGACGCCACAGGAAAGGAAGGUCAAAAGGAAAAAGACCAAGGGAAAAAAGCAAGUGAAGAAAGAGAAGGCCAGUAAGAUGCAGCAGGUGGAAAAUGUUGGAGAAAGUAAGGAGGACAAGAAAGAGGAAAAGACGAGUCUGAGGAAGAGGUUUCUCCAGUGGCUGCUGCCCAAACUGAGAUGUUCGAAGAAAUAAUGGCCAACUACUACUACAGCACACACACAUACUAUUGAUAUUGGUCUCAUUGUUAUAUUUUGAGACAUGCACCAUUCUUAAAAAA
Messenger RNA from Oncorhynchus tshawytscha (Chinook salmon), 2106 nucleotides. RefSeq lists its product as uncharacterized. The coding region runs from base 564 to 2021 and encodes 485 amino acids. Lineage: Eukaryota; Metazoa; Chordata; Actinopteri; Salmoniformes; Salmonidae. The transcript has 11 exons. The record is from RefSeq and is a predicted model, not a curated record.